CCCCGAAAACGGAGUAAUUGGGGAAAGUGGUCAUAAUCUAAUCUACCUUAGAUUCUAAAACCCUAUGUUUUUUUUUUUUUAAUCUGACACACAGUGAGGACAAAUACAUAACCAACAAUAAGUAUCUCAAUAAUUGAAACAUUUUCUUUUUUUACAUAUCUGAGAUACACUUAUAAGUUAUUCAAGUUUGAUCGGCUAGACAUCUUGCUCUCAAGUCUCUGUCUAUCAAGGUUACUUCGAGCAUGGUCUGGUGUGUUUAUUGUGCUCGGGAUGAGCCGACUACCCAUUUGGAGGGUAAAAUAUGUUGUUCCGGAUGUGGAAGAGUAAUUGAAGAAGAUAAUUUUUCUAGUGAGCCCACUUUUGUUAAGAAUGCUGCUGGACAGAGCCAAAUGGCAGGAAACUAUGUGAAGACUGUCCAAAGUGAUUAUACAGCUUCACGUGAUAGAACACUAAAUGAAGCAUAUAAUGGUAUAGAGGGUAUUCUUUAUGGGCUAGGAAUUGAUGGUGGUGAUUCAAUAGCUCGUCCAGCUUUGCGCUUCUAUGAGAUAGCAGUUGAGAAGCAUUUCACAAGGGGGCGUAGGAAAGAGCAAGUUCAAGCUGCUUGUCUUUACAUUGCAUGUAGAUUUCCCCUUUGUUUAUCUCCUGAAAAGGGAGGGAACACCCAGAGUAUGAAAAAUAUGCAUAUAUCAGGGUCUGAGAAAAUAGGGGCAUCCUCAGUGGCUAAAUUUGAUCAUAAUGCGACUCCUGAUACAUUACAUGGCAUGGAUGGUAUGGGUCCUGAUGAUCAUGAUGAAUCAGAUAACUUUUCCGAUAUCGAUGAUGUAGAGGUUGAUGGUUAUCUUCACAAUGAGCAGGAGAAGAUCUACAAGAAGAUCAUUUGGGAAACAAUGAACCGAGAAUAUCUUGAGGAACAAGCAGCCAAGGAAGCGGCUGCAUUAGAUGCCAAGAAGAAGUAUGAGUCCAGAUUUGCUAACUGUUCUGAGGAUGUGCAAGAAGCACAGAGGAUUGCUGCUGCUGCUGCUGCCAAUGUUAAAAAAUCACGAAUGGAAAAACAACAGAAAAGGGCUGCAGAACUGAAAAAUUCCGGCCCGGCUAAAUCAGCUGCAGAAGCUGCGAAGCAAAUGUUAACUAAAAAGAGGCUGAGCUCUAAGAUCAACUACGAUGUGCUAGAGAAGCUUUUUGAUGAGUCUGGACCUGAGAACCCCAAGAAAACUCGACAUGUGGAUGAUUUAACUGAUGAUAACGGGGUAAAGAGCGACAAAAUUGAUCCGGAAAUAGACGAGACUUACGAAGAAGCAUUUGGCGAGGAUGUGCAGUAUGAUGAGGACGUUGGAGGAUAUGACUUUGACCAACACUAUAAUUAUGAUGAUUAUUAAAUUAAUCUGUAUUCGAUAUGGCUGGUUUCCCGUUAGAUAUAGCGGAUACAAGAUGUCAGAUAGCACAUUUCCGUUCACUUGUAUUAGGAAUUGUUAGGUCCUUAUAGCUAAUUGCGUCUGAACGUUAUUUUUGUUUUAAAAUUAUCAUUGAUUAAUAAUAAGUGUGUCAAUUUUGCUCGUGA
Molecule: messenger RNA, 1558 nt
Organism: Lycium ferocissimum
Lineage: Eukaryota; Viridiplantae; Streptophyta; Magnoliopsida; Solanales; Solanaceae
Exons: 14
Coding region: 243-1376 (377 amino acids)
Biological process (GO): transcription by RNA polymerase III; transcription preinitiation complex assembly; DNA-templated transcription initiation
Cellular component (GO): nucleus; transcription preinitiation complex; transcription factor TFIIIB complex
Molecular function (GO): RNA polymerase III general transcription initiation factor activity; RNA polymerase III type 3 promoter sequence-specific DNA binding; TBP-class protein binding
Source: RefSeq, a predicted model, not a curated record